AUGGGAGUGUGGGAUUCCCUGAGGGACACUCACUCAGACCUAACCCCCUCCCUUAUCCAGAGGUCAGAUCCUGGGCUGCUGGCUCAGUUUUUCUUCGCUGAUGAACGUGUGACACAAGUGGUAACCGAAAUCAUCUGCCUGGAUGCCCGGGAGGACCCUCAGCACUACCUGGUUCUGCUGAGUCAGUUGCAUGCCAGCCAGGAGCGGCUACUGGAAGUGAUGGAGCAGAUAAUGGAGGAGAACCUGUCUGGUGAUCGAAGGCCUCGGGACUAUGUGGCCAAGUUCCCAGAGGAGCUGUUGGGAGCAAGCCUGAGGGCCCAUGUACUCUUCGCUGCUGAGUGCUUGGUGGCUGGCUCCUUUGUGGACGUGGAUGAGACUGCCCAGCAGCUUCUCCAGCCUCUAGCCCGGGACCUGUUGCUGAGCCUGGAGCAGGCUAGGGCUCUCCUCCGAGAGCAGAGUCUGGGCCGCCCUGGGCCCUGCUCCCAGGCUCUACGUUCUGCCCUGCUUCGUUUUGACCACCUCUUUGCUGACUUUGAGUUCAACUACGUGGCAAUGGUUGCCCCUGUGAAGUCCCCAGAGGAGCUCCAGCAGCAGCAGGAUGUGGCUGUACUUUUCUGUGAGACGGUAGCCAGGGCCCUGAAACUUGGCUAUCUCACCCAGGAGAUGAUUGACAGCUAUGAGCCUACCCUCAUGUUGACUAUACCUCGACUGGCGAUCAUCAGUGGUCUUCUCAUCCACCCUGAGGGUCCCCUGAGCCUGAGCCCACCUGGUGCUACAGCCUAUGUCUUCAGUCCCUUCCGAAGCCUCCUACAGAAAAUCCAAGCCCUAUUGGUUGUUUUAUCAGCUGAUGAACUCUUCAUACUUGAACGGAGCCUGUGUAUGGCAGAUGCCCCCUGGGAGCCCAUGGAUGAUCCCAGACAAGAGAGCUUAGAGCAUCAGUGGAAAGGGUGGGGACCAAACAGCAUCAUGAGCCAGCUACCUCCUUUCUGUGGACUGACUCUGGACAUGCACCCUGCCCGCUGCCAUUAG
This is a messenger RNA of Gracilinanus agilis (Agile Gracile Mouse Opossum), 1029 nucleotides long. Its product is annotated as lateral signaling target protein 2 homolog. Gene Ontology annotation, cellular component: early endosome membrane. Lineage: Eukaryota; Metazoa; Chordata; Mammalia; Didelphimorphia; Didelphidae. Bases 1 to 1029 code for a protein of 342 amino acids. The transcript has 8 exons. The record is from RefSeq and is a predicted model, not a curated record. Gene Ontology annotation, biological process: negative regulation of epidermal growth factor-activated receptor activity.